AUGGAGACGGACCCGCCCAACGAGCGGCCGCUCGUGCCCGAGAAGGAGGGGAACUACAGCCGGGAGAACCUCGCGCGCUGCUUCAUCUUCCCGGCGCUCGGCGGCUUCCUCUACGGCUACGACAUCGGCGCGACGGCCGUGGCCCUCGACGACAUGGGCAGCGAGCAGUGGAGCGGCACGAGCUGGCACGCGGCGGCGGCGAACAGCGUCGUCCGCGGCGUCAUCGUCUCGGCGGUCAUGGUCGGCGCGGCGCUGGGGUCGCUGCUCGUGCUCCGCUACGAGACGGACUGGGGCCGCGUCAAGGAGAUGCGCCUCGCGUCGGCGCUCUACGGCGCCGGCGCGCUCGUCGAGGGCCUCUCCGGCUCGCCGGGCCUCUCCGCGCCGCUCGGCCUGACCGUGCUCCUCUUCGGCCGCGUCGUCUACGGCGUGGGCAUCGGCCUGGCCAUGCACGGCGCGCCGACCUACAUCGCGGAGACGGCGCCGCCGUCGAUCCGCGGCGCGCUCGUGAGCGCCAAGGAGGCGAUCAUCGUCCUCGGCCUCACGGUCGGCUACGCCGUCGGCGCGGCGCUCAUGCACGGCGUCGGCCGCUGGCGCUACAUCUACUGGGUCGCCAUGGUCUUCGCGGCGGCCAUGGCCUACGGGCUCAGCGGCGUCCCCCGGAGCCCGCGCUGGUGCCUGCUGCGCGGCUACGCGGACGAGGCGCGCGCGGCGUACGAGUUCGUGACGCCGGUGCCCGCGCCGGGCGCGUUCGAGCGCCUCGCGGGCCACGUGCGGGCGCUCAAGGCCGACGAGGUCGGCCCCCAGUCCAUCCCCGAGAUCGUGGAGAACCUGACGUCGACGCCCGCGAGCGCCUACGGCCUCCGCGCGGGUUUGGGGCUCGUCGUGCUCCAGCAGGUCACGGGGCAGCCGUCCGUGCUCUACUACGUCACGGAGAUCUUCGAGGACUACGACCUGGGCGUGGGCGCGUCCAUCGGCCUCAGCGCCUGGAAGCUCGUCGCGACCAUGCUCACGGUGCGCCUCAUCGACUCCUACGGCCGCGUGCCGCUGCUCCAGCGCGGGUCCGCGAUCAUGAUCGCGUCCAUGGGGUCGCUCGCCGUCGCGGCGCUCUUCCUCGACAUGGCGAGCGGCGCCCUCGCCUGGACGUCCAUCGUCACGCUCUCCCUCUACGUCGGCGGCUACCAGGUCGGCUACGGGCCCGUGACCUGGACCUACAUCAGCGAGGUCUUCCCCCUGCAGCCCCGCGGCUCCGCGCUCGCGCUCGCGGUGCUCCUCAACUUCUCGCUCAACGGCGUCGUCACCCUCCUCGCCUCGCCCCUCAUCGCCUUCUCCGUGUCCUUCACCUUCUUCGUCUUCGGCGCCCUCGCGGUCUACGGCACGUACUUCAUCCACGCCUACGUGCCCGAGACCAAGGGCCUCGAGCUCGAGCAGAUCACGACCAUGCUCACCCAGCUCGCCGCCGAGGAGGACCUCGCCGCGCCGCCGGCCGCGACGGCCGGCGCCGUCUAG
Messenger RNA from Aureococcus anophagefferens, 1506 nucleotides. RefSeq lists its product as hypothetical. Gene Ontology annotation, cellular component: membrane. Gene Ontology annotation, molecular function: transmembrane transporter activity. The coding region runs from base 1 to 1506 and encodes 501 amino acids. Gene Ontology annotation, biological process: transmembrane transport. The record is from RefSeq and is a predicted model, not a curated record. Lineage: Eukaryota; Pelagophyceae; Pelagomonadales; Pelagomonadaceae. The transcript has 2 exons.